This is a messenger RNA of Punica granatum (pomegranate), 4000 nucleotides long. The record is from RefSeq and is a predicted model, not a curated record. NCBI's taxonomy places the organism in Eukaryota, Viridiplantae, Streptophyta, Magnoliopsida, Myrtales, Lythraceae.
UCUUCUCCGACCACCUCUGCAAAAACCUCUGAUAAACCCUCCGACCGCCCACGAGACACACACAGAGAAGAAAGCGGGGAGGGUGUAAGCAAGCAGAGCAGCAGACAUGGGAGGGAAGAGGCCGGGUGCGGUGGAGGACUACGAGGAGCUCAGGGAGCUCUUCAGGCAUCACAUAGAGUCAUUCGAUCACACCGUGGAGUCCGGUCUUGAGACCAUGUUCCUCGGCAUCAAGCCCGUCGUGGUUACCGACACUUUCACCAACAAGAAGCUCAAAAUUUCGCUGGGUCAUCCCGAGGUAUAUCCACCUCAAAAGGAAGGCAAUUCAAAAGCAAUGUCUAAUCGUUUGCUCCCUUAUGAGUGUAGACAAGCAAGGAUCUCAUAUUCAGGGAAGUUUGCAGCAGAUAUUUGUUUUCAAUAUGAUGAUGGACCAGUUAUACGGGAGAAGAUCAAUCUUGGGCAGUUUCCAAUAAUGUUAAAGUCAAAACUCUGCCAUCUAAGCGAUGCUGAUCCCCAGAAAUUGGUUUCGUGCAAGGAGGAGGCUUCAGAGAUGGGUGGAUACUUUAUAUUAAAUGGGCUUGAGAGAGUUGUUCGGCUUCUAAUAUUGCCAAAGAGGAACUAUCCAAUGAGUAUGCUGCGGAAUUCAUUUCGUGAUAGACAAGACGGAUACACUGAUAAAGCAGUUGUAAUAAGGUGUGUGAGAGAAGAUCAGUCUUCUGUGUCAAUUAAGCUGUACUACCUUCAAAAUGGGAGUGCUAGACUGGGAGUUUGGAUUCAGGGAAGAGAAUAUUUGCUUCCUGUGGCUGUUGUAUUAAAGGCACUUGUCGAUACCUCCGAUCAUGAAAUCUAUGCAAGUUUGACAAGCUGUUCCACUGAGAAACAUGAGAGGGUGAAGGGUGCUGUUGGCACUCAGCUUGUAGGAGAAAGAGCAAAGAUAAUUCUCGAUGAACUUCGAGAUUUGGCUCUUUUUACCAGACAACAAUGCCUUCAACAUAUAGGAGAGCACUUUAAAGCGGUCAUGAAUGGACUGGAAAAUGCUAGUUCUGAUGUUGUUGGAAAGGCUAUGCUGAAGGACUACAUAUUUGUUCACCUUAAUAAUAACUAUGAUAAGUUCAAUUUACUCAUCUUUAUGGUGCAGAAGCUUUUCUCUCUUAUUGAUCAGACAUCAAUAGCAGAUAAUCCAGAUGCUUUGCAAAAUCAGGAAGUCUUACUUCCUGGCCACCUAAUUACAAUCUAUCUCAAGGAGAAACUAGAGGAUUGGCUCCAAAAAGGUAAAAAGCUCCUCCAGGAUGAGAUCAACAAGACGAGCAAAAACUUUGACUUCUGCAGCUUGAAAGAUGUAAAGAAGGUCAUUGAAAAAAACCCAAGCAAGAAUAUUGGUGCUGCCAUAGAGAAUAUGUUGAAGACUGGAAGGCUGGUUACUCAAACCGGAUUGGAUUUACAGCAGAGAGCAGGUUAUACAGUUCAAGCAGAGAGGCUUAAUUUCCUUCGUUUUCUUUCGCAUUUCCGUGCUGUACAUCGGGGUGCUUCUUUUGCUGGUAUGCGAACUACAAGUGUCCGAAAGUUGUUACCUGAAUCUUGGGGUUUUCUCUGUCCUGUGCACACACCUGAUGGAGAACCUUGUGGCCUGCUGAAUCACAUGACUCGUGCCUGUCGGAUAGCAUCAUUCUUUGAUACAAAAGGGAAUAUCAGAGAUUUCUUUAAAAUUAGAAAAUCUAUCGUGGAUAUUCUCAUUGCUGUUGGAAUGACUCCUUCACUACCGAAGCUUGUCCUAGCUGGUCCUCCGGAAGUUAUUCAUGUCCUUUUGGAUGGUCGUGUUGUUGGCUUUGUGCCCUCUGCUGAGAUUGAGAAAAUCGUGGCUUAUUUGCGGAGAUUAAAACUAUCCACUACUUCUUUGAUUCCUGAUGAUCUUGAAGUAGGAUAUGUUCCUUUGAGUUUUGGUGGAGCAUAUCCUGGUCUAUAUCUCUUUACAAAUCCAUCAAGAUUUGUACGGCCUGUUAAAAAUAUUGCAGCAGCAGAUGAAAGUCAGAAUAUUGAGCUUAUUGGUCCAUUUGAACAGGUAUUUAUGGAAAUUAAGUGUCCUGAUAGUGGAGAUGGAGGACGGAGAAGUGAAUUUCCAGCAACUCAUGAAGAAAUCCAUCCAACUGUAAUGCUCAGUGUUGUAGCUAAUCUGACGCCUUGGUCAGAUCAUAAUCAGAGCCCACGAAAUAUGUAUCAGUGUCAGAUGGCAAAACAAACAAUGGCCUUCUCUUCACAAGCAAUUCGCUUCCGUGCAGAUCAAAAGCUGUAUCAUCUUCAGACUCCUCAAACUCCCAUAGUACGUACAAAGACGUAUACAAAGUACUGCAUAGACGAAUUCCCAACGGGAACAAAUGCAAUUGUUGCUGUGCUGGCUUAUUCUGGAUACGAUAUGGAGGAUGCCAUGAUCUUAAACAAGUCAUCAGUAGAACGCGGGAUGUUUCAUGGACAAAUAUACCAGAUGGAAACCAUUGACCUGGCUGAGCAAAGCAGAAGAUCCAACCGGACACAAAGAUCAUUUAAAAGAAGCAAUAUUGAUAGAUCCAACAAAUCUCGGAUUGAUGCUGAUGGACUCCCAUUUAUUGGUCAGAUGAUUCAUCCUGGUGAGGCCUACUGUAGCAUCUACGAUGAUGUGGCUGAGAAGACCAUAACUCGUGUAAAAAAGGGCACGGAGUCUGUUUAUGUGGACUACGUUGCCAUCGAUGGGAAAAAACAGAAAAAUCUUGAAAAGGCGAAUAUCCGGUUUCGGCAUCCUAGAAAUCCAGUGAUCGGUGACAAAUUCAGCAGCAGGCACGGGCAAAAAGGUGUUUGCUCACAGUUGUGGCCCGAUAUUGACAUGCCCUUUUCUGGAACAACAGGAAUGCGCCCCGAUUUAAUUAUAAACCCGCAUGCUUUUCCUUCACGAAUGACCAUUGCUAUGCUCAUAGAGUCCAUUGCUGCAAAGGUAGGAAGCUUAAAUGGUGAGUUUGUUGAUGCGACUCCGUUUGCUAGCUCGGUGAAGGACCCAAAAGGAGAGUCUGUAUCUGAAUCAGAGUCGCUUGUUGAUCAGAUUGGUUCUAGGUUGCGGAAGCAUGGUUUUAAUUACCACGGUGUUGAGGUACUAUACAGUGGAGUUUAUGGAACAGAACUCCCGUGCGAGAUCUUCAUUGGACCCGUUUAUUAUCAACGUCUAAGGCACAUGGUAUCCGACAAGUUUCAGGUUCGGUCGACUGGCACCAUAGACCAAGUGACUCGACAACCCAUCAAGGGAAGGAAGAGGGGUGGGGGUAUCCGUUUCGGUGAGAUGGAGCGGGACUCCAUGCUUGCUCAUGGAGCGGCGUAUUUACUACACGAUAGGCUCCACACAUGCUCUGACUACCACACAGCUGAUGUGUGUUCCAUCUGCGGAAGCAUCCUCACGACCACAUUCAUUCAGCCCCAGCAGCGCGCAGUCCGGCAGAUUAGUGGGCUCCCACCUGCCCGGGCCCCGAAGAAGGUCAUGUGCCAUGCAUGUCAAAUGAGCAAAGGGAUGGAGAAGGUUGCUAUGCCCUACGUCUUCAGAUACCUGGCCGCUGAGCUAGCUGCUAUGAAUAUCAAGAUGACACUUCAUUUAAGCAACGGAGCCGGGGCAUGAUAUUAUGGUCCCUUGCUAGAUAUGUUCAAACAAUUUGGGCCGAGUAGGAAAAGUACCAAUCUCUCUUCAAAAAUGGGGUAAAUGGGAUCCCGGUAUGAUAUCUCGAAGGUCAGGUAAGUAAUCUUCCUUGGGCAAAGGUUUGUGCUGCCGUUACUUUGACACACAGCUAUUCAUUCUUCUUCUUGUAUUUCAGUUUUGAUAGUAACAGUUGGGAAAUUUUUCCUCAGUGUGUCGGGUUUGUGUUGCUUGCCCGGGCUGAAAAGUUUAUAGGUGUAAUACGUUCUGAGAAGUCCUUGGUAAGCUAUUAUUAUAUGGGGUGAAAAUGUACAAUGUAGAAAGCAAAUGUUAUGUAAUAUUUAUUAUUUACCAUCA